Molecule: messenger RNA, 1108 nt
Organism: Triticum aestivum (bread wheat)
Lineage: Eukaryota; Viridiplantae; Streptophyta; Magnoliopsida; Poales; Poaceae
Product: ribosomal protein S4, mitochondrial-like
Exons: 1
Coding region: 8-1093 (361 amino acids)
Biological process (GO): ribosomal small subunit biogenesis
Cellular component (GO): small ribosomal subunit
Molecular function (GO): rRNA binding; structural constituent of ribosome
Source: RefSeq, a predicted model, not a curated record
UGAUUCAAUGAAAUAUGCCAUGCCAGCAAUAAGAUUUAAAACGUGUCGUCUACUUCCAGGAAAUGUUCGGAACAGAGAACUUUCUCUAAUCCAACGCCGUAUUCUCCGAAGAUUGAGGAACAAGAGGAGAUCCAUUAAAAGAAAUCUUUCUCGGAGAGAAAAUCGAAACAGUAACAUCAAAUCACAAACUACACGAAAGUUGUCUCUUUAUUAUGGGGAUUUACCCAUAAGGGAGAUGCACAGAGGAAGAGAGCGAACUUCAUAUAUCCCUUUUUUACUCAAUCAAGAAACAAGAUCGGAUGUGAUUCCGGUUCGUCUCCAUUUUAGUGACACUCUUCCUCAAGCAAGGCAGCCGAUAAGUCAUCUAAGGGUUUGUUUGAAUAAUGGACUGGUAACCAUUACUCAUUUGAAAGUUUCCCACGGUGAUCUAAUAUCUUUUAAAGAAAAUGACGCGAGAACCCGCGGUUUUGAAAUAAUGAGAUCUUUCUAUAUCGACAUAUCAGUUGGAAAAAUCAUAGGCAAAUUCCUAUCGGCCAUAUCAGUUGGAAAAAGAAGAGGCAAAUUCCUACCAGCCAGAAUCUGGAGAAGAACAAAAAAAGAAUGGUUCCGCUUACUCACAACUCAGAGGGGAUGCCGCUUACUACUCAAAUCCAAGGAAUUGCAAAAGUUGCGUUCUUAUAUUCAAGAAGAAGACUUUGAAAGAACAAAGAAGUUUGGAUCCGCAAAAGUAUGCUUAGGCAGUUCCUUCGCUGAGCACAACAGAAUGAAGAGGAAUUUGUUUCAUUUCAAAUACUUCUUCUUAUUGAAAAGAGGGAAGGAGAAAAACCGAAAUCUUCCUACUCGAACAAUAAGUUCUUUUGUAGAAAAGUCUUCUUUAUAUAGUAAUUCGACCUAUUGCUCCGGAUCCCCGUUUACUAGGAAGAUAAGAAUCAAAAGGAUCGAACUACCUACUCAUUAUUCGGAGGUGAAUCAUAGAACACUAAAAGCUGUGGUAUCUUAUGGACCUAACAUAGGUCACAUCCCUCAUGACAUAAGAUUGAAAGAUCCAAACCUUCCUCUUCGGAGCAGAAACGGACGUGGCCAAAACAUAUAAAAAAAGAUCGGCCUA